Nelumbo nucifera (sacred lotus) is the source of this 3182-nucleotide messenger RNA. It is a transcript of the gene BLI, whose product is annotated as protein BLISTER. Gene Ontology annotation, biological process: regulation of growth. NCBI's taxonomy places the organism in Eukaryota, Viridiplantae, Streptophyta, Magnoliopsida, Proteales, Nelumbonaceae. The record is from RefSeq and is a predicted model, not a curated record.
AUCAUCCACCGUGAGGGAUUAAAAAAAGGCAGAGAAGAAGAAGAACAGAAGAAGAACAAGAAUUUAGAUCUUCUCCUCUUCCCAUGCAGAUCGGGUUGGAUCCUGUUUUCUGCGCACAUUAGGGUUUUUUUUUGAACUUUUUUUCCGAGGAUUUGAAGAAAAAGGCUAUCGAAUUGAGCCGUUCAUUAGAGGGUAUUGCAUUCUUUUUGAUCUGGACCGUGUCGGUAUGAUUAUUUCGGGCGUUUUUUGAUUUUUGUGUAUGGUCUGUGGAAUUUGAAAAGCUUCGUUAGGGUUUUUGUUAUUGGUUUCAUUCUUUUCGGGAAAAAAAAAUUGUAAUGGUGAAGAAACUCGUCGUGAAUUUUGGCGGGAUUUGAGUGCGGUUUAAAUGGCAUCAGCACAGGUUCUGUCCAAUUCAGCAGCUUCGUCGCGUAAAAAGGAUCAUCUUGAAGCUGGAAAGCGCAAGCUUGAGGAGUUUCGCAAAAAUAGAGCUAGAAAGGCUGCAUCGACUGGUCAACUACACUCCAAUGAUGGUAGUCAAAAUGAGAAACAACCAAAAGAAAGUGAUUAUAUGCGACUUGUUGAUACAGAUGGAGCUGGCACAUCUGAAAAAGAAAUUGUUGCUAGCGUUGGAUCUUUUGGUCCAGUUGAAAACAGUAAUAGUAAAGAAAGCAGUUCUUUUGGUACUGCUGUCCUGGAUCUCUCUAAUGGGGCAUAUGUUAAACCUCCUGGUUUAGCCAAUAAUUAUGGUGCAACUUUUUCUGAUCCACUUCAGAAACCUGCAAAUGAUCAAGGGUUUGAACAUUCUAGUGGUUUAGGCAGUGCUGGACGUCACUUCAAGGAAGAUAAGAGUGGCAACCAUGGUGCUUACACUAGUAACCAGGGGCCAACAUUUGGGGAUGUAAGAGAACAAUAUACUACUGUUCAUCAGGUACAUGGUAUCCAAGACAUUGAUAGGAGUGCUCGCCAAUUUAAUUAUCAUUCCUUUGAUGAAGCUCAAUUGAAAGAAAAUGAGACAUCUUCCAAGGGAUAUGCAAUCAGAGAUCCAAGUAUACCCUUGGUUGACAAGUCAGUUAGUAUUCCAGUGAAAAGUGAGAUGAGUUUUGCCAGCUCACUAACCAGUGGGAACACACCUAACCUAUAUGAAGAUUCUAUUCAUAUGAGCACCAACCUUAAGGAGCCAGUUUCUGAAGGUGGAUUAUAUAAACAUGGUAGUGAGGAUUCAAAUGGUUCUGUGAGUGUUGAUAUGUCUGGGAGCAAGCUUAGUAGCUUUAUCAGUCGUCACUCUACUGCAGAAAGUGCACCUUGGCUGAAGGCAGAAUCUCUGUCUACAGGUUUUGGCUUAGGUCUAAAAAAUUCCUCUGAUCAUUUGCCUCUAUAUUCAAACACAUAUGAAACAAGCACUCGUCGAUCGCGUCCUUCUUUCUUGGACUCUAUUAAUGUACCUAGGGCAUCUUCAGUUUCUCAUUUGCCAUUUACUGAUUCAGAAAAUGAUAAGUCAUUCAUGUCUAAAAGUUCAAAAAUUCCGAGUGCGGAUAUCCUAGCAUCGUCGGCUCAGCAGCCAUUUCCAGAGGCUGAAACUUUGGGGCCUUUCUCUAGCUUGAGAUUACCAGAUUUGCCCAGCAGCAAUGCACCUUCCAUGAAUUCAAUUUCUGUUAGUAAUGAAAGUGAAGUGCUGAGACAGAAUUACAAGGAAAAUAGUAUAGAGAGAAAGCAUGAGUUUUCUUCGUCGAAGCAGGAUGAAGAUUUUGCUGCUUUAGAACAGCAUAUUGAAGAUUUGACACAAGAAAAGUUCUCUUUGCAGAGAGCUCUUGAGGCAUCACGGGCUUUAGCUGAGUCAUUGGCUGUUGAAAAUUCAUCUCUCACGGAUAGCUUUAAUCAGCAGGGAACAGUUGUCAACCAACUAAAAUCAGAUAUGGAAAGGUUACAGGAGGAAAUUAAGACCCAGCUGCUGGAGCUGGAGUCUAUCAAAAUGGAUUAUGCUAAUGCACAACUAGAAUGUAAUGCAGCUGAUGAACGAGCAAAAAUAUUGGCUUCUGAGGUCAUUGGCUUAGAAGAAAAGGCACUGAGGUUGAGGUCAAAUGAGUUAAAGUUGGAGAGGCAAUUGGAGAAUUCAAAUGCUGAGAUCACUUCAUACAAAAAGAAAGUGUCUAGUCUAGAGAAAGAGCGCCAAGAUUUGCAGUCCAUGGUUGAUGUUCUGCAAGAAGAGAAAAAGCUAUUGCAAUCUAAGCUACGUAAAACAACUGCAAGUGGAAAAUCUAUUGCUGUCAGCAAGAUCCCCUCUGUUAAGAAAGAUGUGUCAACCUCCACAGAGGAUUUAGUUCUUGGGGAGAAUGGUGAUACAGAAACAACACCAAGCACGUUCAACAAUGAAAUGGAAGAUAUUGCUUUUUCCCCCAGUAGAAUGUUUGCCUCCCCAUCACUUCCUGGGAAUAGUCAAAUUCUCCCUCCAGUUUCUCCUUUGUCUAUUCCACCUGAUCAAAUGAGAAUGAUUGAAAACAUUAAUUCAUUACUUUCUGAGUUGGCACUGGAGAAAGACGAGUUGAUGCAAGCUUUGGCAGCUGAAUCAUCUCAUUGCUCACAGCUCAAGGGCUUGAAUAAGGAAUUGUCACAAAAGCUGGAGGUUCAGACUCAGAGAUUAGAGCUUUUGACUGCCCAGAAUAUGGCCAAUGAAAAUAUCCCAUCAAGGCAAACAGACCCUCGUGCGAUGCCCGAUAGCAUGCCACUUUACACAGAUGAAGGGGAUGAGGUGGUAGAGAGAGUCUUGGGCUGGAUAAUGAAACUCCUUCCAGGAGGGCCAUCAAAGCGUCGAACCAGCAAGCUUCUCUGAUAAGGAGUCAAGGAGGAGUGAUGAUGAAAGAAAAGUUUUUCCCCCCUUCUGUUUCUUCUCCAUGGUGCAAUUAGGUCAUGUAUAUUGUGAGCCGAUCCCAUUCCUUGUAAUAGAAAAAAAAAAUGAUUUCCCCCCCUUCCCCAUUCGUUGGAAGAGGCAAGCGUCAUUUCUUUGACAACAGGAAAAGAAAGAAGCCCCUGGUCUCUAACUGGGUGCCGGUAUUGAUUAAUAAUUACCAAAAUUUAGUGGGGCAUUUACUGAGGUUGAUGAUGUGGAAAAAGAAAAGAAAAAACAAUAUUCCUACACACUAAAUUUAAAUUUUAUCAUGUUAGUUUUGUUCAUUCUUCAUUCUUCA